This is a messenger RNA of Carica papaya (papaya), 1410 nucleotides long. RefSeq names its product mannose/glucose-specific lectin-like. Lineage: Eukaryota; Viridiplantae; Streptophyta; Magnoliopsida; Brassicales; Caricaceae. Gene Ontology annotation, molecular function: carbohydrate binding. The record is from RefSeq and is a predicted model, not a curated record.
CCACUGAGGGAAAGUGAACCAAAGAGUUGCAGAAACGAGUAAACGUAUUUAAUUUUCACAACUUCCAAGCUACACACUCCAUACCCACCUUCUAAUUCUUUACUUUCCUUCUCUGAUUUCUACAGCUUAUCAACCACCAAACCCUAAAUUCUACUCACCCUCUUCAACAUGGAUUCACCCCCACGAACCCUACAAUACCACUAGACCUCCCUUGACCAAACCCAGCUUCCUUUCCUGCCUCUCUACUCACUUCAGCCAUGGCUGCGUUCUCCACUUCCUGCUGCUUUACGCUCUUAACUGUCCUCAUUUUCAACUUUAAAAUCUUAGCUGCUGAGCCAGAUUCUUCUUUUUCCUUCAAAAGUUUUGGUAGAGAUCCAAGCUUCGAGGCUAACAUUGCUUUAUACGGGGAUGCAAAAGUCCUUGAUGGCGGGUCUUCGGUUCAGCUGACUAAUUCGGUGAGUUCAAGUGCAGGGCGAGUCAUGUACAAGAAACCCAUCAGGCUUCUUGAAGGUAAAACUAGGAAUUUGGCUUCUUUCUCCACGUACUUCUCCUUCUCUCUCUCGGGUGAUAAUGAUGAUGGUUUGGCGUUCGUCAUGCUUCCCAGUGGUUUUAACGUUAGCCUGUUUGGCAACAGCUCAUUUGGGUCCAAAAACAAGAAAGCUAGUGUUCUUGCUGUUGAAUUUGGUGCAGUCAAGGAUACUAAUUAUGGUGAUUUGAACGAGAAUCAUGUGGGAAUCAAUGUUCGAAGUCUUGUCUCAGCUAAAGUUCGAAACUUGUUGAAUAGUGGGGAGAAAUUGCAUUCCUGGAUCGAUUAUGAAGCGAGUUCAAAGAGAUUAGAGGUUAGAUUGAGUAAAGGUGAUAAAAAGCCUGUUGAUUCAUUGCUCUCCUAUCCAAUUGAGUUGUCCCAGAUGUGGAAUGAUAAAGAAGCUUUUGUGGGUCUAAGCUGUUCAAAUGGAACAUGUUAUGUGUACUCGUGGAGCUUUAAGCUGAGGCAUUUUCCUCAUUGGAUGCAUUCACAGCCAUUGGAUCCCAAAACUUUUGCUAAUAAUACAAAGCCUGUGAAAGUUCAGAAAAGGAGUGAUUGCCUUUUGAAAAUGCUUGCAGCACUAAUUCUAGGUGCAGCUUGCGGAGCAAUGGGGGCACUAGUUGUCCUGUAUCUCUGGACCAUCUUCGGUAGUAGGCGGCCGGUGAUGCCUGAGGAAUUUAACUACAAUGAAGUGAAAGUAGUUGUAGAUAAUAAUAAGAAAUGUGUUGAAGAUGGAAAGAAGUAGGUUUAGAAGCAAGAUGGGGUUUUUUUGGUUGCUGUGUUUUGUAAAUUCAUGGUCAUUUUGUACUUGUAGUUGCUGGUUUUGUUGUGUGAUUGUAACUGAUUAUCAAUUGUGAAAAAAAUUUCUACUUGUUUUUUUCUUA